Molecule: messenger RNA, 1116 nt
Organism: Closterium sp. Yama58-4
Lineage: Eukaryota; Viridiplantae; Streptophyta; Zygnematophyceae; Desmidiales; Closteriaceae
Source: the annotation of a GenBank genome assembly
AUGUGGUUAGGAAGCUGCUGGUUUGGGGCUCGUUGGUUGGGAAUCAGGGCGUAUCGACCGAGAUUCACCAACAAACAAGAUAGCGUUGCGUUUGCGGCCCAUGCGACUUUCCUGGCGUCUGGGUUCAGGUGCCUUGCAGUCGGCCCUGACGCCGCUGAGAUUGCUGCAGGAUCGAAGGAUGUAGCUUCAAACGCCGAUGCUGGAAUCGAGGGUUGGAAUUCAGUUCCAGGUGUUUAUAAUUUCGCGUAUGCUCACGAGAGCACAGGAGCUUCAGCAGAAGCAGCAAAGGCAGAGAAGACUAGUACAUCUGAGAGAGUGGUGGUUCAGUGCUUAUCUGUUGCAGAUGGGGAGCUUCUUAUGGUGGACGCAACAGGGAUGGGUGGAGCAGGUUCUGCAGCGGCAGGAGGGGCUUCAGCUUCUGUAUCUCAUCUUGAAAUUAGCGUCUCUGAGCAUACGUCGGCACACGCCCCUCCGACGUCAACUGACUACAGUAAAAUCUUCACUGACCUUCCGGCGCUGGUAUCGUCCAUAUCAUCAGCCAUCAUCGAGCCCUUGACUUCCAGCACCACCUCCGGCACUCCUGCUGGGACUGCUGCUGCUGCUGCUGCUGCUGCUGCUGGUGCUGACGCUGCUACUGCAGCACAGCCUACUUCCACAGGCACAGCAGGACAGGAACCAGUGAGAAGCUCUGAAAGAGGGGGAGAGCGAGCAGGAGGGGUAUAUUUUGAGGAGCCUCAGCGUGGUUCGGUUGGUGGGUUGAGGGGAGGGGAAGGGAUAGUUUACCCUCCCAUUCCUGCAGGGCCACCAUACGAUGACUUGCAUCCAGGAAGGGGAGCUGGGAUCAUGCCUUCAAGACCUGGUUUCGGUGGAGGAAGCAUGCUUGUAGGGCCUCAUGAUCCAAGGUGGGGGCCAACGUUUCCAGGAGGAGUUGGAGGCGUGGGGCCGUUGCCUCCGGGAAUGCCACCAGGAGCGCGCUUCGAUCCGUUUGGUCCUCCAGGCAUCCCGGGCUUUGAGCCCGGCAGAUUUGGGGCUGGCGGUCCAAGGCCUCGAGGUCCCCCAGGUGGAGGGGUUCAUCCAGACAUGCAACAUUUUCCAGGGUCGGAUGAUUUUCUCUAG